AUGGGAAAUUGUCAAAGUCAAGAAUCUGCAGAAGGUGCAGCUCGAAAUAAAGAAAUUGAGAAACAGAUUAAUCAGGAUAAGAGAACUGCCAGCAGCAUCGUCAAACUUCUAUUAUUAGGUGCUGGAGAAUGCGGCAAAUCAACAGUUUUGAAACAAAUGCAAAUUCUUCACAGCAACGGUUUCACGGAAGAGGAAACAAAUGAGAAACGGGCAAUCGUCUAUUCAAAUACCGUUACUUCCAUGUGUACAAUUUUAAAAGCUAUGGACAACAUCUUGCAUAUUCCAUUAGAAAAUUCAGAAAAAGAGAGAGAAAAAAAGAUAGUUUUGCGAGUUCAAGAAAUGGGAGAAGAGCAAGAGCCGCUAACAGAUGAAGUGUCAAAAGCAAUUAUCAGCCUAUGGGCUGAUCCAGGCGUUAAGAAAGCAUUUGAAAUGAGAAGUGAAUAUCAACUUACAGAUUCUGCCAAAUAUUUCCUCGAUUCAUGUGCUAGAAUUAGUGAGCCGGGAUAUCGGCCAUCUGAACAAGAUAUUCUCUAUUCAAGAGUCGCAACUACAGGAGUCGUCGAAGUCAAGUUCAAGAUUAAAGAAUUAGACUUCAGAGUCUUUGAUGUAGGAGGUCAACGUUCAGAACGUAGAAAAUGGAUUCAUUGCUUCGAUAACGUUGAAUCUAUUAUUUUCAUAACAGCUAUUAGUGAAUAUGAUCAAGUUCUAUUUGAAGAUGAGACUACUAAUCGUAUGAUUGAAUCAAUGCAAUUAUUUAAUUCCAUAUGUAACAGCACAUGGUUCGUAUCAACGGCUAUGAUUCUCUUCUUGAAUAAGAAAGAUUUGUUUAUGGAAAAGAUUCAAAGGGUCAACAUAACGACAGCUUUUCCUGAUUAUGAAGGAGGGCAGAACUAUGAUGAAGCAGUGGCUUUCAUUAAAAUGAAAUUCGCGGAGUUGAAUUUGAACCCUGACAAAAAAACUAUUUAUAUGCAUGAAACAUGUGCAACAGAUACCAAUCAGGUCCAACUUGUCAUUUCAAGUGUUAUUGAUACGAUCAUCCAGAAGAAUUUACAGAAAGCAGGAAUGAUGUGA
Auanema sp. JU1783 is the source of this 1071-nucleotide messenger RNA. NCBI's taxonomy places the organism in Eukaryota, Metazoa, Nematoda, Chromadorea, Rhabditida, Rhabditidae. The record is from the annotation of a GenBank genome assembly.